UAUGAUAUAAAUUAUUGAUAUGUAGUGAAUAGUAUGUCUUUUAUGUAUUUAGUUGGUAAGCCUUUUUUAAAAUAAAAUAAAAAAAAAUAAAACCAAAAAGUUUAGUUAUAUUUUUUUUAACUAUCACUUAAUCAUUAUAUUGACUAAGUUAUAAAAAUGAAAAAAAUCUUAUAUUACAAUUUUUCUAUAGAAUGUAGAACAUCGAUAUAAACAUCGAUUUAUAAAUCGAAUAAAUUUUUUGAUACUUAGGUAAGGUAUUGAACAUUCUGUCCCUAUGCCAAGCCGAACGACGCCAUUUUAUUUUCUAGCAUCUUUCGUGGUAGACACGGUGUAUGCGCGGUGCGUAUCUUUUUUUCUGAACGCAUAUUCUUUUACGUUUGAGUAUUAAUUUUUAAAUGUAGCUUAGUGCCGGCAAUAUAAUUGUGCAAUUUCCGAAGGAAAUCCUUUAAGAUGGGCAGAGGACGGGAUCGUAGUCGCGACAGACGUCGCAGUCGUAGUAGAAGUAGAAGCAGAAGUCGUAGUCGGAGUCCUCGUUAUGGUUUAGGCUCCGGGGGCGGAGGUGGUGGAGGUUAUGGUGGUGGCGGACGGAGAAGCAAUCCCGGUGCUAAUUUACGGAAACCUAAAUGGGAUUUGAACCGCUUAAAACCAUUUAAAAAAGAUUUUUAUGUACCGCAUCCGGAUGUGGAAGCCAGACCAGACUCUGAAAUAGAAACCUGGAGAAGCGAUAACGAAAUCACUCUAAAAGGACGCAAUAUACCAAAACCCACCUUAACAUUCGAUGAAGCUGGGUUCCCUGACUAUGUAAUGGAUGAAAUUGAUAAAAUGGGGUUUUCCAAACCUACUCCUAUUCAAGCUCAAGGUUGGCCUAUAGCAUUGAGUGGAUGUGAUAUGGUAGGAAUUGCAUCUACAGGUUCAGGGAAAACUUUAUCAUAUAUAUUACCUGCAAUUGUGCAUAUCAACUAUCAACCAAAAUCCAGCCGUGGAGAUGGUCCGAUAGCUCUAGUAUUAGCUCCUACAAGAGAACUGGCUCAACAGAUACAGGAAGUUUGUGAUAAAUUUGCAAAUACAUCGAAAAUACAUAAUACUUGUUUGUUUGGAGGGGCUCCAAAAGGGCCUCAAGCUCGCGAUUUGGAUGCUGGAGUAGAAAUUGUAAUAGCAACACCUGGACGUUUAUUAGAUUUCUUAGAAAGUGGAAGAACUAAUUUAAAAAGAUGUACAUAUUUAGUACUUGAUGAAGCAGAUAGAAUGUUGGAUAUGGGUUUUGAACCACAAAUAAAGAAAAUUAUUGAACAAAUUAGACCUGAUCGUCAAACACUCAUGUGGUCUGCAACUUGGCCUAGAGAAGUGCAAAGCUUAGCUUCAGAAUUUCUGAAAGAUUAUCUGCAAAUUAAUGUUGGUUCUUUACAAUUAGCUGCAAAUCACAACAUCUUGCAAAUAAUAGAUGUCUGCAUGGAGUAUGAGAAGGAGACAAAACUUAGUACCCUUCUGAAGGAAAUAAUGGCAGAAAAAGAAAACAAAACUAUAAUAUUUAUUGAAACCAAAAGAAGAGUCGAUGAUAUUACUAGAAAAAUGAAAAGAGACGGUUGGCCAGCAGUUUGUAUUCAUGGAGAUAAAUCGCAAAAUGAACGUGAUUGGGUAUUACAAGAUUUUCGAAGUGGUAAAGCUCCAAUUCUUGUUGCUACUGAUGUGGCUGCUAGGGGUUUGGAUGUGGACGAUGUUAAAUUCGUUAUAAACUUUGACUAUCCCAGUAAUUCUGAAGAUUAUGUCCAUCGCAUUGGAAGAACAGGGCGUACAAACAAAACUGGCACAGCAUACACAUUCUUUACACCGUCAAAUGCUGCUAAAGCAGCUGACCUUGUAUCUGUUCUCAAAGAAGCUAAGCAAGUAGUAAAUCCUAAAUUGCAAGAGCUGGCUGAAAGAGGUGGCGGUGGUGGUAGACGUCAUCGUGGACGUGGCGGAAGAUAUCGUCGUGGGCGACGCUCUAGAUCUCGUUCGAGAAGCCCACGUCGGCGUCGCUCUCGCUCGCGGUCUCGAUCCCGCGACCGUGAUCGCGACCGUGAGCGUGAACGUGAUCGCGACCGCGACCGUGACCGUGACCGCGAUCGUGAUCGUCGCCGCCGCCGUCGCAGCUCUUCCCGGUCAUCCCGCAGUGGAUCAUCACGAUCAUCAAGAAGUCGUUCACGCUCCCGCUCCCGAUCAAGAAGUCGAUCUCGCUCAGGCAAGUGCAGCCCAAAGAAGGACACUACGGAUGUAGCACCUAAAGUGACCCCCCAAGCCCUAUUGCCCACGCCGAAACCACUACUGCCCACUCCCAUAGGUCCUCAGUUACCACCUAUAACCCGAAACGAUAAAGUUAAUGGUAAAGUUUCACAUACCCAUAAAACUGAUUCUCACGAUAGAGGGACUACAAAAAGUAAUAAUAAUCAAAAUAAUUCAUUAUCAAAUAAUAAUGUUGAUUUUAAUCAAAAACAACAACAACAACAGCAAAAUCAACAACAGCCACAACAUCAACAACAGCAGCAGCAGUUGCAACAACAACAGCAGCUGCAACAAAAUCCACCGCAACAACAGCCUCCUCCUCCAAAUACUUCUAUUCCCCCAUUAAUGACCAUCAACCCUCAAAGUAUGUGUGUUCCACCUCCAAUGAACGGUCAAGGUUUCGUAAUGCCACCGUUUUUUCCUGCUGAUCAAUAUGGUAUGAUGAUGCCCAAUUUUCCCGGGGGACCUAUUAAUCCCAUGAUGGGUCCCAGCGGGGGAUGGUCGGCGGCGCCACCUCCACCUCCCCCUCCUCCACCUAAUUCCGAAUACUCUGGUAGUGGAAAUCAAGGGCAGCAGGGUAUAGGGGAGAUGGGUCACGAGUCAGAUUCCAGGAAGCAUGAUUCACACUCUGCCGGAGGUCCCGGUCCGGGCAGAGGCUUGGGCCAUGGUGGUGGCCGCGGCCCGGGCGGCGGCCUUGGCUCAGGUGGCGGCGGCCUCGGCUCCGGUGGGGGCCUGGGCUCGAGCGGGCACGGGCCGAUGGGCCCGGGGCUCGGCUCAGGGCUCGGUUCGGGUCUUGGCUCGGGCGGAGGCCUGGGCUCCGGUGGUGGUCUCGGUGGCGACGGCGGUCUCGGUGGCGGUGACGGCCACGGUGGCUCUCGUCCACGAGGCCGUGACAGACGCCGUCGAGGUGGAAGAGGGCGAGAUCGCAACGACGAUGACUCUGAAGGUCUGACCGGAGGCGGUCUUGGAUCUUACGGCCCCGGGUGCCCCGAUGGGGGCGACCUGGGCCAACCUCCCGGCUACGGAUAUGCCCCUGGCGGUCUCGGUGUGCCCCAUGGGAGCCUUCUGCCGCGCAUGCUGCCCCAGAAUGGCGGCGAUGUCAUCGGUCCACAAGGAGCUAAUUUCACUGCUUUUGGUUCAUAUGGAACAAAAAAUAAUCAAAGAUAUGACGAUGAAAAUAAUUUUAAUCAAAAUUAUGAUAAUUGUGGAUAUGGGUCGGAAAUGAAUUACUACAAUAUGCAUAAUAUGGGUCCUGGCAGACCGAUGGGUAUGGAACAGCAUGAUUAUGGCAGUGCGCCGGCGAACGGCUCCAUGGGGUACAAUAAUAACCGCCAGAGGAAUCGCCGGCGAUGAAAUAACAGAGAGAACGGAUACAAUGGCGAUUCCCGAAGGCGUAGAAGGCGAUGAACUGCUAAAAUGUGUGUGAAUGAAGAACAAAUUACUCUAGGUUUUGAUAAUUUAAAAUAAUUCCAUUCCACAUGAAUAAAUGUCAUUAGUAUUUGUGUAUAAAACUAAGACUUCAAAUUAAAAUUGUAAAUUAACCUUCAGUUUUGGAGGCUGACAUUUCAGAUUAGGAUACUAUUAUAGAUUUAAACAUUUUAUUUACAUAUAGAAAUCAUUUUAAAGUGGCAUUUAAAUAAGUUGCUGCUCUAUAACUUAAUACUUUACACAAGUUUAUUUACUACAACGCUAUUAUCUGAAUUGUACAUUCAUUCUUAUUAUUAAAAUUUGUUGUUAAACAGAAAAACAACAGAAUUAUUUGGUUUUUAACAUGUUAACCUAUAAAAAAACCAACAUUAUUUUAAUGCCCUACCAUGUAUUGUAUGAAGUCUCAUGCUAUAGGCACACAUUUGAUUUAAUAGCACUUUAAACUUCAAAUUUUUUGCUUACUGUGUGCGACUAAGUGCAAUCUUUAAAAUGAAAAAAAUUAUUAGGUUUGAGAGGAGUAGGCGUCAAGAGACGCUAGGCGGGAUUUAUUUUCAGAUAUUUCAUGCACAUAGAUAUAUCCCAAAGUACCAAUAGAGUACACUUUUUCUUUUGAGUAUUUGAUAGUGUUAAGUGUACUUAAAACUAAGACAAUCUCAGUAAAAGCGUAGAACUGCCUACAGUUUUUUAUGCUUGUUUAGCCAUGUUUAACAUGUAGCUAUUACACUUAAGCAACGUAUAAUUCAGUAAUUAUUAAUCUAGAAAUAUUUGUGUUUUGUAUUAGUUUAGUUUGAAUAUCGUUUAAUCUCAGUGUAAGUAAACAUUAAUAAAUUUUACACGAAUAAUGCAUU
Molecule: messenger RNA, 4535 nt
Organism: Diatraea saccharalis (sugarcane borer)
Lineage: Eukaryota; Metazoa; Arthropoda; Insecta; Lepidoptera; Crambidae
Source: the annotation of a GenBank genome assembly